AUGUUAAAUGGAGAACAUGAUUUUCUGCACAUAUUGCGGAAAGAGUUUCACUCGGAAGGAACAUCUAGAGAGGCAUAUACCAAGUCAGAUCUUCUACAAAGACAUCACUCCACAUAUCAUGAGGCCAAAGAUCCUAUGGAGCCAUUGCCGGGUGGUGUUCCAACAGUCAACGGCCGAACACCGAUUGCAUGUAUCAAUUGCGCUAGUGCAAAGACAGGUUGCGAUAAAAGGGUUCCUUGCUCAAGAUGUGCUGAGAAAAAUCUGCCAUGUGCGAGCAGAUAUGCCCGACGUUCAUCAAAAGCUGCGAACCGGUCCUCAAGCUCGCACAAAAAGACACCACUAGUCCAAGAGCCACAGCAUGAGCCCAUAAAUCAGGACACAGUACCAAAAGAAACAUUACCAGAGACAAAAAUCUGUCCCACGGAUACUCCCAUAGACCCGCAGUUUACGGGAGUGACACCAGGAAAGACUGGAUAUUCUGUACAAGAUUUACAUUAUACUGUCGAUGAUUUCGGACCUUCCCCAGGGGAAAGCCUUGGAGGCAUGGACCAUUCGAUGUUCGGAAACACAGACUCUAUGAAUGGUAACAAUAUCAACUACCAAGACCUCAUGACAUGGAGUCAAUAUCCCUUGGACCUUGAAUUAUACUCGAUGGGAUCCGAAAUGCCCAACAGUUUAGUAGCGCCCAGCUUCCUAGAGUCGAGUGAUACCUCCUCAAAUUCAGAGCCAAUAUUUUCUGGAUCUAUACAUCCAUCUCCAUCAAUGUCACAUACCAAGAGUGCGAGCAUUUCUUCCCAAUCAGAUGCAAAUCGCCCAGUCAAACUCAUCGACAUUGCGGUGCCAAUUUUGACCGAUAACAAUACCAUGGACUUCGAGCUUCUUAUAGCUGCAGAAUCGGCAUGGCCUCUUGCACGAUGUAAUCCUCGAAUGAUUCCCGGACCUUCAGCACGAACAGCUGUAGCAUACCUCGAGAAUCUGGAGCACAACUCGAAGCAUGAAGCCAUAUGGGAGUCAUUAGAUCACGAUGUAGAAUCAGCCGAGGUUCGAUACGGAAAUGGUAUAUCAGUUAUGCCCGUGAGUACGAGCACUAGAGACCGGAUAAUUGCCAUCACCCAAAGCUUCCUCCAUACAGCACUAGAAACGCAUCGAGGUGGUUUGAAAGCCUGGCCAAAAUCUUCAAAUUAUGCAAGUCCUGAUGCAGGGUUCAAUUUUCUCGUCCUACCUCCCUCAAACGCCUUGGAGUAUUUCCUCCGAAGUCACGUUCGCAGUUUAGCUCCGUAUUACACGCUGAUUAAUGGUGGCAACCUUGAUCCAAAUGAACUAAUGCUCAACAAUCAAACUUCAACUUUACUUCUAUUAUUAAUGAUAGCACACGGUGCAGCAGCUCUCCCAACCGCUGAAGCUAGAUGCUUGACAGCGGGGUUGACAGAAGCUUGUCGUAUAUCGCUUUCUAAGGUGAUUGAAAAGAAUGUUGAUUUAUCAGCUGACCCUGUGGUUUUUAAAUGCGCACUACUGUUCACUAUACUCGGAGCUUGGGGUGGAGAUGCUUCACACAUGAAUUUAGCUAUGGCACAACGAGGGAUGUAUCUUGCGAUGCUGAAGCAUACUGGCAUGUUGGAACCUCACAUACCAAUGGCACCUUCUUUCCACGAAGCCACAAAUACAGACAACCUGUGGAAAAUUUGGCUACAGAGAGAAAAGAAAAGCAGGCUGGUCUACAACUGGGUCAUGGUGGACCAGGAGCUGAGCUUGUUCCACGACACCGCGCCUAUCAUGUCGAUUACAGAACUUGAGACUCCAAUGCCUGGUUUAGAAUGCUUUUGGCUUGCCAAAGACUCAAACGAAUGGGCAACAAUUGUCCAGCAAACUUAUAUCGGCACUGAUUGGCUCUUAAAUCCGAAUUCGAUUGGCACACCGCCUGUUGAGCCGUCACUGUGUGGUCUCUUCCGAGACAUGCUGUCUGACAAUAUCGAACGUCGACAUGGCCAAUUAUCUCCACUGCAGCUGAAACUUCUUCUUCAUCCACUUCAUAGCUCAUUGUGUCAUCUUCAUCAAGCUUUGAGCUUUCACUCCGAAGUAUAUAGCUCCCGACAAGGAACUAGAACUGUUACAAAGGCAUCUAACUUACUACGUCUCGAGGAAGCUCAGUCAUUACUCCAGAAAUGGUAUGAUCUGUGCGAGUUCCAUGCCAAAAACAACCCAAAUUGCGAAAUUACUCGAGCCAAUCUCGUGCUGUAUCACCUAAUAAGCCUGAAUGCGGUGACUUUCUUCCCAGAGAUUGAGCGCCUAGCACGAAAGGAAGAUUUCAAUGGCACAAGCUUGGAGCUUUCUCUUCGUUACAAAAGAUGCAUAUACAAUUCAGGGGAAGCUCUUUUCCAUUGUGGACAAGUCAUUCGCCUCGUGACUUUGAUGCCAAAGGAAGGACGUCCGCGCUGGUGGUCGGUGGCUAUCUAUCGUGCUACUAUGAUCUUGUGGCUCGAAAGUGUAUCACGCAUUGAAACUUAUACACAAAGAUUUGAUAAAGGUCUGAUAUUUCCGAUUGAUGCAGUGGCACCGGAUCAUCCCUCUGUCAAAUCUUAUCUCUGGAACGGGGAAGGUACUCCGGUACUUAGCAAGGCCGACGGGCUCAAGAGCUCAGAUGUAUUACAAAUCCGUCUUAAAGUACCACUUUUCCUACUCCCCACCGUGCUUUGCAUUGCCUUUAGCGAGAUGUUGAAGAGAGCAGGACGCGAGAUUUACCGAGGAAAUUUUGGGAUCAGAUAUGAACUGGAGAAGGAUUGGGCCCUGAGAAGGCACUUGAUCUUGACAACCAUUCUUUGGUCCGAUCACGUGGUUUCUCGGAAUAAGGAUUUGCAUACCUCAAACCUUGGGAAUAAAGAUUUACCGAAGAAAUUCAUUCGUUUCAAGGCAUUCAUACGAUUCGAAACAAGGCGUCUAGGUCUCAGUCAGCCGUCUAUGCAAGCAGACCAUAUAUUAUUACCGGCUCGGGGGAAUACUAUCGAUACCGGAGCUGUAGCAUUGCCAGUCAGCCGCGGAAUAUUCUCCGAACAUUGGCAUAAUUACCUGGGCAACACUUGCCCUAUUGAAGUUACAGCCACCUGA
Molecule: messenger RNA, 3102 nt
Organism: Sclerotinia borealis F-4128
Lineage: Eukaryota; Fungi; Ascomycota; Leotiomycetes; Helotiales; Sclerotiniaceae
Source: the annotation of a GenBank genome assembly